AUGACACCCGUCCAACUAACUCUUGCUCUGCUCCUCGUAGCGAUAGCUGCUUUGGUUAAUGCUGCAAGCACCACCUGGGAGACAAAUCCCUCCCAAGCAACCUUGCCAGGAACCGCUUCCAAUUGUAACAAAUGGCAUACUGCGAAGAAGGACGAGGAUUGCUCCACCGUGCAGCGUGCGUUUGGUAUCUCGGCCGAUGACUUUUCUCGUUGGAAUCUGUCGGUCUCCAAGGACUGCAAGAAGAACUUUUGGGCGGAUACUUCAUACUGUGUUGGAGUAGGGCCAGCCAUCCCCAGUGGAACCCCAACCCCAACCUCGACUCACAGCUCUUCAACAACCACGACUCCUGUAAAGACUCCCCCAAGCGAUAGUGUGACCUCAACGGCAGCUAGUUCUAGCCCCCCCAUGGCUAGUGCUACUUACACAAUCAAUCAUCCUAUUACCACCCAGAGUAUGACUGAGCCUACUCUCGAGACAGCGUGGCCUCCCACCAAGACCCAGGCAGGUCAACCCACAUCUUGUGUCGGGUGGCAUGAGGUCAGGAUCGCUGACACCUGCGAUACAAUCGCAGGCCGCUACAGCGCGUUCGCCACAAUUGAAGAGCUUCUGGAAUGGAAUCCGGGCCUCAAGGAGGAUUGCGACCACCCCCUCCUGGGCUAUUUUGUGUGCGUCAUGGUCAAGCCAAAUGGCCUCACAUUAUCCUAUCCAACUGCUACAACCCCGGUGACGAUUCCUACCCCUACGCCGUACACGCCCCCUCCUCCAGUUUGCCCUAAUAGCACUGACGCCACGGUGUUUACGCCGUCACCGACACAGCCUGGAAUGGCCACAGGUUGUCGGGUUUAUCACCAUGCUACAACGGGAGAUUCAUGCUCCAAGAUUGUAUCGAAAUAUAAAUACAUAAACGAGAAACAACUUCAAGAGUGGAAUCCAGCUCUUGGUUCAGUUUGCAAGGGUCUAGUUCCCAACUUCUACUACUGUCUCUAUCCCAGCACAUUCGUACCUAUGCCGCCCACUGUCACCACAGCCCCAGCUCCCACUCAGUCCGGCAUCGCCAGCAACUGCAAGGCUUGGUAUCAAGUGAAGGACGCGGAGAUCUGUUCCGAAAUUGCGCUCAUAUUUGGCACGUUCUCGGAGGGUGACUUCAAGGCCUGGAACCCUUCGGUUGGCAAGGGCUGUACUAAAAUCCUCAAGGAUAACUGGUACUGCGUGGCAGUGCCUAGUACUCCUUCCACUCGCACUGCGCCUGUUCCGACUUUCCCAACAAGCGUUCCACGCCAGCCAAACGUGAUUAAGAACUGCACUACGUGGUGGCAUGUGUCUGAGAACGAGGAUUGCUACGACGUCUCCCGGAAGAACUCUAUUAAGGUCGAGGAGUUCCUUAGAUGGAACCCCGACGUACGCUCUUCCCAGAAUGACUGCAAAUUCCUACCCGUAGACCACGAAGUGUGCGUGGGCAUACGACCCAAACCGCCUAUCCCCGGGUGUCUGGCAAUUCCGGGAAAUACAACCACCUCGUCCUAUGUGGCCCGGGCAUUGCCUACCAAGACUGGCUGGACUAAGACUCUGACCACUACAGCCAUCGUGACGCAAUGCGAGGGUCCAUCCUCGUCCACCUGUGCCACUGCCAUGGUGACCACGACGGCAAUUGUGACCCUGUUCCCGUUGCCAACGGCCGAGGCCACCCAUACCAAGUUUGUGACUUCUACAGUGACCAUCACUCACGAUGGGAGCUCGUCCUCUAGGAAGCCACCGGAGACCUCCACACCAAUGGUGACUCCACCUCUGCCUCAUCAGACCAGUAAACAAGGUUCGACUCUCAUCACCCCGUCAACUAAAGGUCCAUUCUGUGCCAACCCUGACUGGGCCUCUACCACCGCAGAAUCCUUCAACCAUAACGGUGACUACAAGGAUUACGACGAAGUGCUCGACUUCGUCUACGCUGAAGACAAGCGAGCCGGAGUAUACCACGAUUGUGACUACUACGAAGACAACUCCUUGCUCGACUUCGUCUACCUCGGCUCUACAUACGAGCGUGCUGGACUAUACUACGACAAUAGCAACUCGAUGCUCCUCUUCGUCUAA
Messenger RNA from Aspergillus alliaceus, 2085 nucleotides. RefSeq lists its product as uncharacterized. The transcript has 6 exons. Bases 1 to 2085 code for a protein of 694 amino acids. Lineage: Eukaryota; Fungi; Ascomycota; Eurotiomycetes; Eurotiales; Aspergillaceae. The record is from RefSeq and is a predicted model, not a curated record.